AAUGUUAGCUAAAUUAACAUUUUCAUUUCAUUUUUUAUCAUAUUGAAUGUUUAUUUUUGAUUUUUUUCCUUAAAUUUUAAGAUUGAGUGAUUAUUUACUUCGUUAUUCUGUUCAAUAUCUUCGUUGACCAAUCUACUAGUCAUUGAAAUUUUACUACAAAUUUUUUAAGCUGGUCAUGAUCAAAUAUUCUCAAUGAAGCUUUCACCUUCAAUUCUUAGCCACCCUAAUCAAGCCCUGGAUGAACAUCUUUUUAACAAAGAAUCAUUAAUGUGAAUCUGAUUUGCCGAUUGUUAAUUUAUUGAAUAUUUUGUGCAAUUUGUUUUAUUUUUUUAUUCUCUUUGUUUUCAUUCUGCAUCUCGGAGUGAUACUCUCAAUAUAUUUGGAUUUUCAAAAAAUUUACUUUUGUGGGAUGCAAAAAACACUGUGCUAGAAAUUAUCCCAAAUCAUGUGUUAUUUAUGAACUCAAGCUUUGAAAUUAUUUAUCGGAAUUAAUAUGUCUUCACCUGAUUCCCAUCCACCAGAAUCGAGCACAUCAUCAUCAACCCAUGAUUCUGAUGAUUUUGCAACUGUUCUAAACACAGAUGCAGCCGGUGAUGCUGAAAUCAAUACAACCGACAACCAAACUAAUAGGACAGACAGUAAUGUUGAAUCUGAUCCUACGUCCACAACCCAACAAGAUAACCUUAAUAACAACCCAGCUCCAAAUCAAGAUGCAAGAGAAUCUAUAAAUUUUGGUCUCUUCACUAUUAACUUCAGUGGAACUGUUCCUCGGUUCAUUGGUAUAUUUAUUGAAAACGUCACUCCGAAUGCUCAUGGAAGUGUGUCUGCUAAUGCAACCCAAGUGGGUAAUACUAUUGUUGGAAAUAUUAAUCAAGCUCAUGGCGGAACCAGAAAUUUCACUGGUAACGAUUUAACUGGAAUAAUUCCAAUUGGGAAUGGUGGCAAUAGAUUACAUAAUCACCUAUUUACUAUGAGAGAAAGAUUAUUUCGAGUCCUCUUCAUGAAGUUUGCAGUGUGGUAUGCUUUAAAAACUUCUAAUCGAUUAAGAAAGUCUAUCGAAUAUGGUUUUUUACUAAUGGCCAUAUUAUCUCUGUUAACAUUAUCUUACCUUCAUAUAAUAUUUAUUCAGAGGCCUAUUAAUUGCCUUGAAAAUGCCCAAGAUUUGUGGCCAAAAGAAGGAAUUCUGAGGGUUGAAAUAGUUUACUCGAGUGAAAAUUUAGAAUCUAAUGAAAUUGGACUAUUAAGUUCGUCGAUAACAAGCUAUAAUGAUUCUAUAGACGAAUUACAGAAUGAUCCUGGGGGUGGUGAAGGAGCGGUAACAAAUAGUGCCACGGAAGGUGAAUUAAUAUCCAUUCCAUCUAAAGAUGAAUCAGAUGUGCCAGAUUCGCCAUCUGAAUCAUCGAAGCCAUCAUUUACUUCAACUUUAUCAUCAAACUAUCGAAAGUCCAUCAACCCAACCAAAUCAAGUGAUAAUGAAAUGGAUACAGAAAAUAUGAUUAAUCUGGACGCUAAUUUAAGUAAAUCAUUAAUUAAUAGUCAAGAAAAUAGCUCUGCGGAACUCUCGGAAGAUGACCUAUCACAUCUUCAAAUGUUUGCCAGAAUGGUAUGGCCUCAAGUUCAUCGUAUUGUAGAAUAUUCGCUCGAAUAUGGAUUCCUCCGACUAACCACCACAACCAGAGAAAAAUUAAAUAUUCCAGUCAAAGUCAUCACCCUUGAUCCAAAUCGUGAUAAAUGUUUCGGAGGGCGAUUCAGUCGAUUCCUGUUGAAAUAUUUCUUAGGAUAUGAUGACAUUUUGAUGGGCAGCUUAAAAGCUCUAGCGGAAAAGCAGGAUAAUAAAGGUUAUGUUCGAAAUGUAGUCACUGGAGAACAUUAUCGAUUUGUAAAUAUUUGGAUGACUAGAACUGCGUAUUUUCCAGCUCUUUUCAUUAUGUUGGUUUUCACUUUAUCUAUAUCAAUGUUAUUACGAUAUUCACAUCAUCAGAUUUUUGUAUUUGUUGCGGAACUUCUACAAAUGGUGGAAUUGAACAUACGCGCCACAUUUCCCUUCGCUCCUCUUUUAACUGUUAUCCUAGCCCUGAUUGGGAUGGAAGCCAUAAUGUCGGAAUUUUUCAAUGAUACGACAACAGCAUUUUAUGUUAUAUUAAUCGUAUGGGCUGCUGAUCAAUAUGACGCUAUGUGCUGUCACACAUUGAUUACUCGUCGACAUUGGCUCAAGUUCUUCUAUCUAUACCAUUUUCUUUUCUAUGCUUAUGAUUAUCGAUUUGCUGGGCAAUAUUCGAGCCUUGCCCUUCUUACUUCAUGGCUUUUCAUCCAACAUUCAAUGGUAUUCUUUUUCCAUCGAUAUGAGUUACCCUCGAUUUUAAACCAAUCUGACCAUCACAAUGGUGACAUUAAUCCUGGCGAGAGUACUAAUAACAAUACCAAUGCUGAUCAACCUCCAGCAAAUGAAUCGUCUGCACCAAGUCAGGCUCAAUCAAAUAGUCAAAAUGCAGAUAAUGAUUCUUCAAUCAAUAGAUCUGGAAAUACCGACACUACUUCAAACAAUAAUGCAACUGCUAAUGAACCAGCUGAAAGCGCAAACAGAAGCUUAAACACCAAUCAGUCAACAGAAGUCUUUUGAAAUAAAUCUAAUUUAUAUCAAGCAAGAAUUUAUUUUAACUUAAAUUAGGGAAAGGAGGAACGAGAUAAAUUUGCUGUUUAAGCACAAAAUCUGUGGCAUAAAGCAUAAAAAUAUCUUUGAUGUUGCACACAGUUUAGAAAAUAAAAAAUAACAAAUGCAAAAUUUUCAUUCUAUCGAUUAAUCAUCAAGUUGUCGAAUAACUGAAGCUGUUAAUUGUGGGAGAAAAUGUAAAUUUCUGAUUGAGAUUCAUCUCAACAGAGUAACGUGAAUCGGCUGAUUUUUAUAACUCAUGAUCUCAUAUAAUUAUCAACUAUUUCAUUUCCAUCUCGAGAUCGAGAACUAAAUAUUGCUUUAAAUCAUGCUUGUGCUCAGUACGCUGUAAUUUCAUAAAUUUAUCAAAUCAAUAACUUCACGAUAAAAAUUAUUGUGAUAAUAAAUUGUUUAAAUAAUGUCAA
This is a messenger RNA of Tetranychus urticae (two-spotted spider mite), 3075 nucleotides long. RefSeq names its product membralin. The record is from RefSeq and is a predicted model, not a curated record. Lineage: Eukaryota; Metazoa; Arthropoda; Arachnida; Trombidiformes; Tetranychidae. Gene Ontology annotation, cellular component: endoplasmic reticulum. Gene Ontology annotation, biological process: response to endoplasmic reticulum stress; positive regulation of ERAD pathway.